AUGGCUGAACCGCAAGAGCUGACCUCGGCGACGCUGGUGUCGACUGCCAUCACCAUCACCUACUCGCCUACGGCGGACCAGCUGAGCACGGCGCAACUGUUGGACUUUGCCCCCCAGCUUCUCAGCAAGUCGUCGGACACUCCGUCAGACACUACUCCUCUGCAAGAGUCGACUACUGACGACACUCCCGUGGUGCUGUCGCCGACGUCGAUGGAGAUCGUCGAUACUACGCUGGAUGUCCCCACUUCACUGCCGUCGUCGGUGUCGACCGUGCCUUCCCUGGAGGCGACGACUGAUGAGACUACCUCGCAGGCACCGCCCACUUCCGCCACGGCUUCCGACACUCCUUUGGUGUCUUCUUCCCAAGCACCGCCGACGACGCAAGCUUCGAGUGACGCCGACAUCAACAUCAGCGUAUCGCCGUCGACCGACACGUUGCCGACCCCCUCGACUGACGCUAGUACUGUGCCCACCGCUAGCUAUCAGCUGCAACUGUCGCUUAACCCUGAGCCGACACCGCUGACUGAAACCGACGUCCAACCUCAACCGUCGCUCCUGACUCAAUCGGCAGAGCAGCCGCUCCCGUCGCCGCUGAGUGAAGCUACCAUUGAGCCUCAGCCUUCACCGACCCAAUCUGUGGACUUCCAGCCGAUUCCUCUGGAUUCUUCGGCGGCCGACGUGACCCCGACUCAGUCGGCUGAGCUUCCGCCUUCAGUGCUGACUGAGCCGACGGUGGAAACGCCCGUGGUUUCGACGCCCGUGAUUGAGCCGUUGACGUCAGGUACUACUGAGCCUACUCUUGAGCCUCAACCCUCGUUGUCGACUGAAGCCACGUUGGAACCGCAGCCUUCGGUGUCCACUGAAGCCACUUUGGAGCCCCAACCUUCGGUGUCAACUGAAGCGACCUUGGAGCCUCAACCGUCCGUUUCGACUCCGGUGAUUGAACAUGACACUUCGGCGCUGUCUGAGCCUACUGUGGCACCGCAACCGUCGCCUUCAACUCAAUCGGAGGAAAUUAUCCCGUCGAUUCUGACGGAGCCUUCGGUCGAGCCUUUGACCUCAGUGCUGACCGAACCCACCGUUGAACCCCUUCCCUCAGUGCCUACUGAAUCGACGGUGGCGCCUCAACCGUCGACGUUCAGCGAACCGGAAGUGUUGCCUCUGUCUGAACCGUUGCCGCAACCGUCGCUGGAAACUGCCGUGGUGGUGCCGACCUUCAGCGAGCUGACUACUUUGGAGGUGCCCACCCCCUCGGCGCUGACUGAGCCGAUCGUGACGCCUCUGGUGGAAACCACUGCCACCGUCGAGCCGGUACCUACUACUGAGCUGGCUUCAGUGGUGCUGUCGGAGCCGGCCCCCAUUAUCAGUAACACCACCACUGAAAAUGUGGAAGUGCCGCCGCUGUCUACUUCGACAGUGGCUGAACCGGUGACUUCGGCUCAACAAGUGAUUGAACAGUCGACUCCUGCCACUACUGAGGAGGUGUCGCCGACGACGGUUGUGGAACAAUCUAAGGUGGAACCCACGCCUGAGUCGCAAGCUGCUCCCACUACCACUGAACAAGUUGUUGAACAAUCAACCCAAGCCGCUACUGAACCUGUCCCCACUACUACGGCCGAAGAACCAGUUCCCACGCUGUCGGUGAAGCCGGUGCAACCGCCUUACCAGUCGCUGAAUGACCAACAAUUGACGGCGUUGCCCACGGAACCGCCUACUACCGGUCCUCCCAUGCCCACCACAUCGACCAAGGACUGGUUGCCGUCACAAAUUGUGCAGGAAACCGUGGAAGAAGGCAUUGACACUGCUCUGGCGUCGCCGACGGCUACCGCGGCCCUUCCCAAGGCGAUUACCCCGCCUACGACCACGGCGCCCUCGUCUCAAGACUACCAGAUCAUUCACAUUGGUUUUAAGCUGCAGCUCAACUACCCCUUCGUGGUGGAACACUCGUUGCUGAGUGCCCAGAUCUUCCAGUACUUGCCUGGUGCUCUUACCUACCCUUUUGGUGACACUGCCAAGUACGCUGAAGUGGCUGUGAAGCGGUUAGUGCCUUACAAUGCGCCGCAAGUGCCGUACUACAUUACUGUGGCCGAAGUGUACUUCCCCAAGGACCUGGUUGACGCUCUCCAACAGUUUAUCCUGACGCCGGGGUCGCUUAUUUACCGCAACCCCGACCUGAGGGAGCAGACGCUCGCGCUGUUGGUGGAUCCCCGAGUCAAGAUUAACGACCCCACGUUUGGUGACGACCUGAUUUCUCCCGACAACAGCGAUAAGCUGCUGCCUACGGGGGUUAAUGGGUCGUUGGACCGCCCUCAGGUGUCGCUGGGCAAUUCAGGCAAGAUUGCCGGGAUCACCAUCGGGCUGGCGGCGGCGGGGGCCAUCUACAUCUCGUUGAUGUUCUUGUUAUUCAAGCGUUACAAGAAGAACAAGAUGGCGAUUGAAUUGCCUCCGCUGGACUCUGAGCUGAACUUGGGAGUGCAACUGCAACUGGAUGGGCUGCUGGGCUUCUCUCUGAUCUUCCAGCGGAUUAACCAAGCCGACGGCGGUGCCGCCCAACACGCACCGGGAACUCUGGCUGGAGACAUGUACGCUCCGGGUGCUGCUGCUAACAACCUGGGGACGAUGCACAUUUCCACUCCCGUCAACGCUCAAAACUCGCUUGGCUGGGCUCAUUAG
Molecule: messenger RNA, 2673 nt
Organism: Diutina rugosa
Lineage: Eukaryota; Fungi; Ascomycota; Pichiomycetes; Serinales; Debaryomycetaceae
Exons: 1
Coding region: 1-2673 (890 amino acids)
Biological process (GO): osmosensory signaling pathway via Sho1 osmosensor; fungal-type cell wall organization; hyperosmotic response
Cellular component (GO): extracellular region; site of polarized growth; cell surface
Molecular function (GO): osmosensor activity
Source: RefSeq, a predicted model, not a curated record